Penicillium cosmopolitanum is the source of this 909-nucleotide messenger RNA. RefSeq lists its product as uncharacterized. Bases 1 to 909 code for a protein of 302 amino acids. Gene Ontology annotation, cellular component: membrane. The transcript has 3 exons. The record is from RefSeq and is a predicted model, not a curated record. Lineage: Eukaryota; Fungi; Ascomycota; Eurotiomycetes; Eurotiales; Aspergillaceae.
AUGACUGCUACUGCCGAGCACCUUGCUAUUGCGGAGCUGGUAGUUUACAUACCGAUUUUACUCCUUGCGAUAUUUGUGGUCUUCCGCCAUGGCUUUUACAAACAACUGGGAUGGAUUUAUCUCUGCAUAUUCGGCGCAAUUCGUGUUGUGGGCUCCAUCAUGGAGAUCUUAAGUGUCAAGAACCCCGACAACUCGAGUGAUAAAGAGUGGGCGACGAUUCUUCAAUCUGUUGGCCUUUCCCCCCUACUGUUAUCCACUUUGGGUCUUCUGAAGAGAGUGUUUGAUGAGACAUCUGACCGGGUUCCAUCUGACCCCCUAUCAACGAAGAAUAUACUCCUACAGAUCGUGAGUUUAUUCUCCGGUGUUUUCGGGAUCUUUGGCAAACUCUUCUCCAUUUACAACAAAAAGGCAACCGCCGUUUCCUAUCGCAGCAAAGUCGUCCAGCUCCUCCAUAUCCCAGCCUUCAUUGCCCUCAUCUUGGCAAUUAGUGGUGGCUCCGAUGAAGCAUCAGCCGACGAGUCCGAUCGCGCCAGCGGCAAAAGUGAAGUCCGCGCCGCUAUCAUAAUGUUCCUCCUCAUCUAUAUCGCCACCUGCAUCUUGUGGGUAAUCACUGUGCGCGAUUUGGGCAAGAUGCAAAGUAGCCAGAAGCGCAUUUUUCUCUGUGUCUUUCUUGCGCUACCCCUCAUCGCCGUCCGUUUGCUGUACAGCCUGAUCAGCGAUUUUGGGAACAAUCCGAAAUUCUCACUCAUUGAUGGGAAUAUUACUAUUCAGAUCGUCAUGGCAACUCUCGAGGAGUUUGCAGUCGUCUUCCUGUAUACGGUGCUCGGUCUGAUUACCCCUCGAUCGACCAUUCAUCCGGCCGUUGGGGGUGGCGUUGUCCCCCCCUGUGCUGUAUCCCCUGGUCAAUGA